Molecule: messenger RNA, 843 nt
Organism: Trichoderma citrinoviride
Lineage: Eukaryota; Fungi; Ascomycota; Sordariomycetes; Hypocreales; Hypocreaceae
Exons: 1
Coding region: 1-843 (280 amino acids)
Source: RefSeq, a predicted model, not a curated record
AUGAAGGACAACGUUUUUCUCUUCUUCGAAACCUGGUAUGGCAACGCUAUAAUGGUCUUUAUCAUCCUCCACUUCGGAAUGCUGCCCUUUGAACGGACGACGCGGGCACAUGGUCGCUCCAAUCCAAGCCAGCAGCAACAGAGAACAGAUUCCCCUGACGGAUAUGGGACGUUUAUGCGAGACAUGUUCAGGAUAGAGAAUACACUAGAUUCGACCGAGCGAUAUCCCUUGUUCCAGCCGGUCGUCAUGAGCACAUACGUACCAUCCAUGGAACUCGACAUGGAUUUGCACAAUUCGAAUUCGACAUUCUUCUCAGAUCUUGAUGUAUGCCGAACCAAGCUGAUGGGGCAGAUUGUCGAGCCGGUAUGGCCAAUGGACGACAUGGAGAUUGAAUACGAAGACCAGGAUGGCAAAGACAAGCGGGAAAAGAUCGAAGGCCGGCCAGCUAUCAUACUGGGUGCGACUCAUACCUCUUUCAAGUACGAAAUUGAGCCACAGACCACCUACAGGAUCAAAUCACGCAUUUUAGGAUGGGAUUCCCGCUGGACUUUUGUGGGAUCUUGGAUCCUUGGCGAUACUGAACCAAAAGGGGUGAUUUAUGCCACCAGUUUGGCAAAGUAUGUCAUCAAGAAGGGGAGCGUUACGGUCCGUCCGGAGCAAUUCUUCACUGAAUGUGGAUGGCUUCCGCUUCGAAAUGAUCAAGGCCACAGAGAGAUGCAGCUAACGGGUAAGGAUAAAGUCUGGUCGUGGUUAGAAACCGAAGGAUAUGCAGAAAGCGGUAUCACGGUCAUCCGGACAUGGAAAGAAGCAAUUUUGCUUAUGGAACAAGAGUAUGAAGAUUGA